Messenger RNA from Acinonyx jubatus (cheetah), 7405 nucleotides. RefSeq names its product dnaJ homolog subfamily C member 25-like. Gene Ontology annotation, cellular component: endoplasmic reticulum membrane. The transcript has 2 exons. NCBI's taxonomy places the organism in Eukaryota, Metazoa, Chordata, Mammalia, Carnivora, Felidae. Gene Ontology annotation, biological process: protein folding. Bases 90 to 425 code for a protein of 111 amino acids. The record is from RefSeq and is a predicted model, not a curated record.
GAUGUGGAGUUAGGUCGGGGAGGCGGGGCCCGGCGCACGGCGGUGUGCGGCAGAGGUGCUGGGGUGGUGGAGCAGCGGACGAGGCCGGGAUGGCGGCGCCGCUCGCUCCGCGCCGGGGAGCCGGGGCUGCCGGCCGGCGCUGGUUGGUGUUGCUGCCGCCCCUGCUGCUGGUGCUGCUGCUGGUGCGGCCCGCGGGGGCCCUGGUGGAGGGGCUCUACUGCGGCACGCGCGACUGCUACGAGGUGCUGGGCGUGAGCCGCACGGCAGGCAAGGCGGAGAUAGCGCGGGCCUACCGCCAGCUGGCCCGGCGCUACCACCCCGACCGCUACCGGCCUGAGCCUGGCGAUGAGGGCCCGGGACUGACGCCGCAGAGCGCCGAAGAGGCCUUCCUGUUGGUGGCGACCGCCUACGAGACUCUUAAGUGAGGAAAUCUAGUGGUUCAGACAAACAGGCAGAAGGACCCGGUGGCAUAUAAGGAAGCACUGGAGGGAUGGAGGACUUCCAGAAGAGAGGGCAGCAGAAACACUGGCAACUGUUGCCUUAUGCUGGGGUUGGAGAUGGUUUGGCAUGAGAGUGGUGAGCAUGUUAGUAAACGAGAACCAAGAAUGAGAGAUGAUAGAUAAAUUCUUGCUGGGAGGAACCCCAAGAUUCUUAACUAUUCUUGCCAUUUUCUUGCAGACACAUAUUUGGAGGCUGAUUUGGCAGAUCUGCAUUGGUUGCCUCUAAAAUGUUUUACCCCUAAAGUUUAGGGUUGAUUGGUUAGCUAAUGAAAGCUCAAUGAAAUAAUUUGUGCACUUUUUGGCAGUUAAAAACUGGUAUGUCUGGAGAAAGUAACACUUAUUUUUUUUUCAAGUUUAUUUAUUUAUUUAGAGAGAAAGAGCAAGUUGGGGAGAGGUGGAGAGAAAGAGGGAGAGAGAGAAUCCCAAGCAGGCUCCCGCACUGUCAGUGUGGAACCUGACAUGGGGCUGGAAUUCAUGAACCAUGAGAUUGUGACCUGAGCCGAAAUCAAGAGUUGGACGCUUAACUGACUGAGUGACCCAGGCACCCCAAAAGUAACACUUUUAAUCUUGAUUCCAACAAGAGGUUUUCAGUACUACAAAUGUCUCCAAACAGGAAACAAUUGGAGUUGUGCUGAUGGAGGAGGGAGUGAGAGAAUGUGCAGUAGUUUCCCCAGCCCCAUUCAGAGUUACUGUCAGAGGAAAGGGAUGUCUAGGGAUGGUUUGGACCCUGAAAAUCAGACCUAGCUCAGCUCUAUGAAACCAGUUUUACAGUUAUAGAGAUGGACUUCUAAGUGGAACACUUCCAGAAACUUUUCUUUUUCAAACUUCAUUGCAGAUUCCCUCUCCUGGAAUAAAGAAAAGGACUUUGAUUUGCUGUAUGUGGAAGUUAUUAAAAACAAACAGGGUGGUCAGGUUUUAUUUCUGUCAUAAUGAAAAACUGUGAGUAAGCGGCCAGAGAAUUCAUUUCUGGGUAAUGCAAAGAUCUAGUGAACUGGGGUCAUCCAAUUUGGACAGCCUCAGCCUUCAAAUUAUCCCUUUGAGGCAAUGGGGAUGUAACUACUACUUGAGUUAUAUCUGCAGGCUGGAAUCAGGGCUUGUGAGGGAUAAGAGGUUCACAUGGCCUUUGCUAAGAGCACAUCAGAUAGAAUAGUGGGAGGGGUUGGUAGGUUCCAGUGGCUCUGGAAUAAGGAGAUCCAGAAGCCUAUCUAGAAUUCCACAUAUCAUCUCAUGGAGGUAGCAGAUGCCUACCUGGGACCACUUCUUUUCUGUUUGCUAGUUUUGGUAUGCGCUGUAUCUUUCUCCAUAAAGAAUAACAGUAAACCCUGUGAGAGGUGUACUAUGUACAAAGCCAGCCAGAAAGAGGAAGGGACUUGGGAAGACUGUGUCCUCCUUCAUAGCCAUGUGCAGUUAUUCCUGGCAUAUGGAAGAAGUUGAUUUUAUAUUUGCUUUGUAAAAUGCACAGGUAGAUUCCAUCUUGAAACAGUGUAUCUAAAAGAAAUUUUUCCUUUCUUGAAAUCUGAAAUGAUUACUUAUAAAUUCAUUGGAGCUAGGAGUCUUUUUUCUUCCCCCAUAAUUUUUUGAUAACCUUUUGAUUUCUCUUAUUAUUAGUCUGUUCAAGUCUCUUAAUAUUUUUAAUAUAUGUGAUAUAAGAAGCUACAUUAUAUCUUCAUUAUAAGCUUAUAGUGGUUUUCCAUCAAAACUUCUAAUAACCAAGGAUCUCUGAAUGUUGAUAAUAAAAUACAUCACCAAAAUGGGAACUUAUAUUGUGAAUUCUUGUGGAUUUAUGCCUGAAGUUGUCUUGGUCAAAUAAAUACCUCUUUGAGAGAGAGAGGCUUUUUAAGAUGGCGGUUGUUAAAAAAAUAAGUACACUAACGGGAUUUAAAUACAGUUGGUAAGACAGGAGAUAUCACACUUGCUCAUUGUUAUUUUAGCAACACAGAUUCUACCUGUGCACAGAGAUACUGAGGAAAACCAGAAAAAGAAGGAUGGGUAAUUGUGGAAGGCGAAGGCACUGGUCAGAUGCUUUCAUCAAGUCAUGCUUAGUUCAGAUUUUCAAAUAACUUAAAAAUGCAGUUCUCAGCAGGACGUCAAACCAUUAUGAUUUUACACACUGUGUUAUAUUUGCUUCAUCAUAUAAGCAAAGUUAAGACAAUGAAAUAGUAUUUAGUGUAUUCGACUACUGGGAUUCAGGGAAUUUGUGGACUUUGGAAGUUAAGUAAAUGGACUCUCACUUGCUGUGUCAACAUUGAAUCUUUUUAUGUGGAUAUAGCACUUAUCACACUGCACUGUAAAUAUGGAGUAGCCCUCCUUUCUUCACUAAACCAUCUCCUUGCCUUUUUGUAUGUAUAUCCAUGGAACCUAGCUCAGUGUCUGGCACAUCAGAUAAUGAAUGUUUGUUAAAUGAAAACUCAUAUUUGGAGAUAGAUUCAGAUUGAAUGGAAAUUGAAAGUGGAUUUCUGACAUUGUGACCUUGUUAUGUGAAGCCUACUUUGGUAUUUUACCCUAAAUUAACUGUAGUUUUAAAGAGUGGUAUAGAUAAAGUAGAUUGGAUGGCUAUGAAUGAAAAGUUCCCGCAUGAGAGAAAAUGCACAUCUAUUUUUAAGGAUAAAUUCUGUUUUUUUGAGUGAAAACAUUAACCCUUUUUGAAUAUAGAUAACAAUUGGAUGAAGUAGAUGGAAUACGGAAGGCAUAGAAGUAAGCAGAUGAGGGAACAGGUGGAAAGAAUGCACUUAGAAAAUGGGAAAAUAGAAUUUGACACCAUUUUGCAAAAUCACAAAAGAACAGAAAAGAUCUUGGCAGUAUUGCCAAAAGAUCUUGGCAUGAAUGUUAUCUGAUAAGAUAGGAGAUCUGUAGUGAGAGCCUUUUACUACUUUAGCCUUGUCUUGGCAGGGAAGUCACAAGAACACUUUAGUUUUCUAUCAGUCUAGUUGGUGUAGCAGAGCUUUAGCACUUAUGAAGAAUUGGGUAUAAGGGGGGGAUUCUGAACACCCUACCCUUUUAUGUGACUGUUUAUUGUUCUUCCUUAGUUUAUUCUCUUAUUCAGUCCUUUCUGUAACUGGUACUGAGGGAGGCGCUGAGGGAGGAGACAAUAACAAUGAAGAAGGCACAGUUCUUGCCUUUAAUCUUUUAACAUAACAAGGAGACAGGUACUUAUUGUGUGGUUAUUAUUUAUUUAAGUUAUAUAAUAAAAUGUGUAGGUUAUAUUGCAGCACUGAGAGGACACAAUUAUUUCUUCUUUGGGGAUUGGAGAAGAAUGUACUCUUUGAUCUGGAUCUAGAACAGUCACCAACAGUUGACAGUGAAGGGAUAUUCUUGGUAGAGGGAAAACCUGAUCAACAAAAACAUGGAGUCAUGAGUAUGUAAGACUCAUUCCAGGAAUGAGAUAUAGUUUGGUAAGGUAUUAUAAUAGUAUUUUCUCCACCAAUGAUCACUUUUAUUAUAUUUCUCUGAAGUACUCUUUGUUUUGAGGAACAAUUAACUGCAUUUCUUAGAAUUAUUGUUUUUCUUUCCUAGCAUCUAUCCAGAUUAAUCAAUCAUUCAUAAUAAUUGGGUAUUCAUAAAAAUAAUAAAAACCUUGUAAAUUUUGAAUACAGUUGUGAUGCUGAUAAACAGCCAACUUAAUUAAGCUUGAUGGCAGAUAGUUUUCAUUUUACAUGUCAACUCUGAUUGGUUAUGACUCCCUGAAAUACUUGUAAAGGUUUUGAGAUCUUGUCUGGGUUUAGUGAGAAGGAAGGAGGACAUGUUCAAUAGUGAUUCCUCCCAUGGGCCCAGAAGAAGGGUGUGGUACCUUAUGCACCACACACACUAUUUCUGCUGUGAGUCCAUAAGUGUUUAUUUUUUACUGAUCCCUUAAUUUCAACUGUUAUUCCCUACUUACGGCAAAGACUGAUUGUAUACCAGAUGUAUUUAAUUUUAGUUCUGUGACUACCUGACACAUGAUGUUAUCAACACCCAGAGCUUUUGAUUAACACAAAAACGACUGAGUUGAUAGAAUUCUGGCCAGAAACUGAGCACUUGAGAUUUUAAUUUAGCCUGUGCAGAUUUAUCAUGGGUAAAAAGAACAUUUUGAGAUACUCACAGCACAGAGACCCUUAUAGCAUUUUUCACAGAUUUUAGAGGAUCCACUACUUUUAGGUUAGAAGCCUGUCAGGCAUAUGGUAAGGAGAUGUUUCAGGAGACUGGAACAUAGUUUGGGAUCAGAUAAUGAACAACCUUUUAAUCUGUGUUCAGGAAUUCGAACUUUAUGUAUCAAAUAGUUACCAGAGGUUUUAAAGAGGAGAAAUAACACAACCUGAUGUUUCUCUCAGUAAGAAAAUUCUGAGAACAAUAUUCAGAAUGGGUUAGGGAAGACAGAGAGGUUUUUGACUGAAUUCAUUUCCACCAUUUUCUGGAAUUUUGUCAUUCUUCUUUGGUAACUUGAAAAUCUCUUAGUUGGUUCAUUUCACAUUCCUUUCACUUAAUUUUGCUUCUUUCAAAGCUACUGUCACAUCUUUCUUCUUUUUUCACUGUUGGCUAUCUUUACUUCCUCACCUCCUUUUCCUUCCAGCUGCUGUAGACUGACGUGUAUCAGCACACAUACUGGAAUUGUUCUUCAGGUGAACAGUGGUGCUCUAGGUGUCAGAUCUGAGAGCUGCUCUUCCUUUCUCCCUCCUGGUGUGAUCUGUGGCAUUUGAUGUUGCUGAUCAUAUAGUUCUUUAAGCUGUUCUCCCUAAACACCCUCAGUGUUAUUCUCUCCCUUUUCACCUGUCUUUCUAGUCAUUUCUUUUCAGUCUUUAUAAUCUUUUCUUCUGCCAACACCUUAAACAUUGCUUUUCCUUAGAGUUCUAUCCUUUGGGUACUCUUUUUUAUUUUUGUUUUCCAAUCUCUUCCUGGUGAAACUUAACUACAUCUGUGACAACUCUAAAAUCUGUGUUCUCUAGGUUCAUAUUUUCAGUUGUGUCUCAUUUUGUAGCAUAGUUACCCAAAAUUAAACAUUUGAGAAGUCCAUCUUGUUAUGUUUGUUAAAGCAUACAUUUUAAAAGAGGAUGUAAUUAUGACUCAUAUAAACACAAAAUGAACAUUGUCAGAUUUUAUUUAAUUAAUUAAUGAAGGAACCACUAAGAUAUUAAAAUCAGUUCAAAAGAGAAAAAUUGCCACACAUUCACGAACAGGGAACACUAAAGUGCCUGUAAAACUGGCCAGUAUGACAAGGCAAUAGUCAGUUGUAUUCCACUGGACACAAUUUAUCUUUCUGUGAAGAAGAAUUAUCUGCAUUACUUCCAGUUUUCUACAUGUUACUUCUGUCCCUAUAAAGGUGCAACCCUCCUUCAGGAAUAGAUAAUCCCAGGAGGCUCCAAGAAUUGAAAAGAUUCCAGUAAUUUUUUUCUUCCUUUUUCAGAAUCUUCCACUAUUUUCUCUAGCAUCUUCUCUAAACGUGAUAUCCUGUUCUUUUUUUUUUUAAGCUUAUUUAUUUUGAGAGAGAGAGAGAGAGAGCGAGCAAGAGUACAUGAGUAGGAGAGGGGCAGAGAGAGAGGGAAAAAAUCCCAAGCAGGCUCUGCACCAUCAGCGUGGAACCCCAUAUGGGGCUUGAACUCUUGAACCAUGAGAUCACGACCUGAGCUGAAAUCAAGAGUCUGAUGCUUAGCGGACUGAGCCAGCCAGGCACCCUCAUUCCAUUAAGCAUGAUAUUGUCAGAGUUAGCUUUCAAAAAUAAACACUUCUACUUAGUGGUAUUGUUCUCAUGCUUUAAAACAUUUUGUUUUUGAAUAGCACAGACAAUGCUACUCUAGCACUUCAGCAUGGCAUACAAGGUUCUCUCCAUGGUUCUUAUCCAAAUCUGUCUUCCUGGGCACAUUUACUACACUUUCUUCCUAAAUUUCCCUACUGUGCAACCUUCGCUGAAUCCAUUAAAUUCAUUGAUGCUUCUGUACUUCAACACUUGAUGUUACCUGUGGCUGGAACAGAUUUUACACUGUACUUGCUUUUCAAGAUCCAGUACUUAUUUCUUCUCUGCUGUGGUUUCUGUUACCAGUGGUCUCAGGCAGAGUUAGUCUUUUCUUCCUUAGCACAUCAAAUUGCAUUUUUCUUGCUAGAUUGUUCUAAAUGGAAGAGUUCUUGAGACCAGGACGUUAUCUUAUUUGUCUUUUUAUCCUCCUUUGAAUUGAGCACAGGCUUAAUGCCCCGUGUAAUUAUGCCCCUGAUUUGAAAAUAACCAAGGUUUUAAAAGCUCAGGUUACCAAGUAGAUGGUGAUACUAUACUAUUAACUGACACAGAGGGACAGAUUUGCAUGUUUGUUUUGAGAUAGUUAUGUUAUAUUUAGGAAAUGCUUAGGAGACAUUUGAAAAUAGGAGGACACAGGAAAAGCAAAUCCGAGUAUCACUAGUAUGUAGGUGAUACUGCAAAUCGUGGAAGUUGUUGAGGUCACAUGUGGAAAGAAGAGAAGACAUGGGAAGACAGUGGCAUAGUGACUGGGGUCAGGAAGCAGGGAGAGAAAUGAAACUGACAGCAGUAAAUUUCCUUCCUCUGUAGUAGGAUGUAAUGGCCUGGAUAAAAAUGUAGGAACAGAUGUUAUUUUUUUUAAAGGAUCAUUUGUGUGUGUGUAUUUCUUUUAAAAUGGGAUUAAUAUAUAUUUUUAAGAAUGAACAAAAAUAUUACUACGUUUUUUUUAAUAUACUAUUGAUUCCUGGCCUUUAACAUCCAACCUAAAAUGGUUUCUACUAUCUGUGUAACAGAAAAAUUUUAAUGUAUAAGUGGCUGCAAUACAAAUUAUUGCAAUUUAUGUAUAUUGAGACCAAACAAUUCAUUAUUUCUUCAAGGGCAAGAACAUAAUAUAUUUUUGCCUCUGGGGAGGUGGGGGGGAAUGAUCAUUUUCAUAAGAGAAGGAAGGAUUCAGUGCUUUCUUUGCUUGUGGGUUUCCUCUUGUUCA